This is a messenger RNA of Contarinia nasturtii (swede midge), 3337 nucleotides long. RefSeq lists its product as uncharacterized. Bases 274 to 3096 code for a protein of 940 amino acids. Gene Ontology annotation, molecular function: ubiquitin binding; ubiquitin-protein transferase activity. Gene Ontology annotation, cellular component: LUBAC complex. Lineage: Eukaryota; Metazoa; Arthropoda; Insecta; Diptera; Cecidomyiidae. The record is from RefSeq and is a predicted model, not a curated record. Gene Ontology annotation, biological process: protein linear polyubiquitination; proteasome-mediated ubiquitin-dependent protein catabolic process. The transcript has 6 exons.
AUCAGUUCGGUAAUGAAACUUAAUUACAAAUUUCUUUUUUGUGCUUCCUCGUUCUAUCGCAAUUUCGAUUGCAUUUCGGUACGGAUUUUCAGUUUGAUUUAAGUGAAUUUAUUGUUUUUAUUCGGUAAAAUGAUGUGUGAUGCCAAAUUUCCUUAUCCAUGAAUAACACACAUGACGAAUUGGCUGUAAUAAAAUCAGAUUUAUGUCGAAAAAGAGACGGUUACACACACAAGAAAUUAAUUAAGUGAAGUAUUCGGAGUGAUCUCAGUGAAAAUGCCGAUAAAAGCACAUGUUAAAGGGAAGAGAAAAGCCCCACCACCACCUCAGCAAACGCUACCACCGCCGUCGCCGCCGCCGUCAUCGUCAUCAAUGUUGAUACCACUUGGUAAACUUGAAGCAUCAACUUCUAAUGUACAAUCGAGCAUAAAUCAAAGUGAAAAUAAAUUUCCAAAUGAGAAUGCUGGCAAAACGCCCGAAACUAUGACAUGUUUUUCUACAACUCAUCAAAAACGAAAAAAACCAGCACCAUUGCCACCAUCUGCAGGCAACCACAGUACGUUAAUCGUAAAUAAGAAGAACCAUGCAACUGGCAUCGAAAUGAAUAAUUUAUCUGCCAUAUCAAAGAGAAAAGUCGGUGACAAAACUGCUGUAAAAGCUAUUAAUCUGAAUAUUUUUGAGCCGAACAACAUCCGAAAUCAACUUCAAUGCCCAACAAAAGAAACGAAUGAGGUCAAUGUGAAUAUGGAUUCAAAUAGACGGCAUGAUAUAUUCAACAAUGAGCUUUUUGCGCGACAACAACGAAAUGAAUAUCAAAUUUGGAUAUGUAACUAUUGUACAUUGCAAAAUCCAUUCUGGAAGAUUGUUUGUGAUGCAUGUGAACGUAUAAAACCGUAUAAUACGCCGACAAUUUCGAAUAUACAAAUGUCAUUUGCAACGAAUGUUGAUAAUGAUUCGGUUCGAAUGAAUGGAAAAAAUUUGAUGAGCUCGGUCAUGUUGCGACCGAAAAUAAUCAAACCAAAUAAUGAUGGCGAUAAAAUACUUAACCGAAAUUCAAUGAAUGUGGACAUAAAAAGUGCAUCGUCAUCAAAACAAUUGCCAAACAAACGGAAUAGCUUGUGUUUAUUUAAGUAUGGCGAUCAAAAUAUAUCACCCGAAGCUUUGGAAAUAGAAAAAGAACGUAUUCGUGCCGUUAUUCGAGCGAUGAAUAAUCGGGCAUUGGCACAGAAAAAAUUCCCAGAAAAAAUCAUCGAGCACCGAACAGAUGAUGAUGAUGAUAAUGAUAAUAAUGUGAAAAAUGAUACAGCCGCCACUAAAAUCGCCACAAUAAAUAAGCCAACGAUUCGACGAAAUGGCUUAUUGAAAUAUGACAACCAAAAAGACUAUAAUCUUCCGUCCGUCCGUAAACAUGUAUCCGGUGAAUGUUCGACAAUGGCAAAUGAUUUCAAGACAAAUGCCAACGAAGCAAAACCAAUUAGAAAAAUCGAGAACACUGAUAGCAUGGCCAAAUGUAAGGAACUUGUUGAAAAUAUUCAAACUUACUGUGAUGAAGUGUCCCUUGCGAAUACACGGAAACACUUGAAGCACGAUACAAACGAAAAACGCAAAAGUCACAUAACUGCAACGAAAAAUUCAUUUAAAACUGGCAUUGACAAUAAUAUUUUGCUUAACUUAUACAUCAAUUUCAACAAUGCAAUUGAAGUGAAGAUAAAACACGAUAUGACUCUGGAUGAAUUCAAAACUUACAUUUUCGAUAAAUUGAUGGCGUGUAAAAAUCCAAAAAUUUACUUCAACGGUUUACUGUUGAAAAAUGGCGAACAAAAGCUAGCCCAGUACGGUGUCACGAAUCAAUCUUCUCUGUACAUAAAUACAGAAAAUGUCGUUGUUCAAGCACAUGCAAAAACUGAAGGAAAGUCGGUCAUUGUACAAACUGAAGAUUCGGAACUAUUAAAAAAUGAAAUGAAAAAUGUCAAGCCGGAUGAAAAAAGAGUUGAAAAAGUGAAUAAAGAAAAGGAUAAAAAUGGAACGAAUACACAACUUGACGUGAAUGCUGGAAAAAAUGGGGAGAAAUUUUUGAUAGAGCAUGUUACGUUGAAUAGAUAUUUGAUAGAAAGACUUCCACCGCAGGAUGCACUACCACAGAAUGGGAACAAAGUUAAAUAUCGUGGUGUGUAUAAUUAUAAUCCGCGCGUCAAUCCAGAUAUACAAAAAAUAUUAAAUGAAAAACCAGCAAAACCAGUGAAAAUACCAAUCACGCAUACCAAACCGUCCAGUUUAAAAAGUGUUGCUGAUAAGGAACUUGACUCAAUGAUAGAAAUUACGAAAAAAAGCGAACCAAUCACUCAGUACAUUGAACUUUUAUCGUUGGACGAUUCAAUGGAUUUGACAACAAAUACAAGCGUAUUUGAAUGCCCGGUUUGUUUCGUUGAUUAUGAGCCGUUUGAAGGUGUUAUUUUAAGGAAUUGCCUGCAUACAUUUUGCAAAGACUGCAUACGUAAUACAAUUAUUUAUAGCGACGAUGCCGAAGUUAAAUGCCCAUUCAUCGAUAAUCAGUAUUCAUGCGAUUGCUUGUUACAAGAUCGUGAAAUCAAAGCUCUGCUCUCGAAAAGCGAAUACGAUGAGCAUUUGGCAAAGUCUCUGCGAAUUGCGGAAAAUCAAAUUGAAAAUUCGUUCCAUUGCAAAACACCGGACUGUAAAGGAUGGUGCAUUUAUGAAGACGAUGUUAAUGCAUUCAAGUGUCCGAUAUGUCGAUUGGAGAAUUGCCUGACCUGUAGGGUUAUUCAUGACGGUCUCGAUUGUAAGCAAUACCAAAAUAUGAUGGAAAAUAAUGUGGAAAGCAAUCCGGAGAAUGCCACAACGCACGCAAUGCUACAGGAAAUGAUUGAGAAGGGGGAAGCAAUGAAUUGUCCAGCUUGUAAGAUUGUUUUGAUGAAAAAAUGGGGUUGCGAUUGGCUAAAAUGUUCGAUGUGCAAAACGGAAAUAUGUUGGAUCACUCGGUCGUAUCGAUGGGGACCGGGUGGAAAGGGUGAUACAUCAGGUGGAUGUAAAUGUGGUGUUGAUGGGUUUCGAUGUCAUCCGAAAUGCAAUUAUUGUCAUUGACAUUAGUUCGCAAACUCCUUCGGCUUACAUGGUCUCUUGCAGUGUUAACACCUGUACUCAGACCACUUCUCACAUAAAAUACGUCAAUUUCAUUGAAGAGUCUCCAAAAGUUCUCAUAAAACUUUUUUCAGACAUUUUUUUAUAUUUUACACAUAAUGUAUCGAACCGGUCUGGUACUAUCGAACGAUAUAUUUGAAAACUCAUAAAUAAAGUUCAAAUUAAAGUGAAAAGUUUAUCAGUU